Molecule: messenger RNA, 2986 nt
Organism: Oreochromis aureus
Lineage: Eukaryota; Metazoa; Chordata; Actinopteri; Cichliformes; Cichlidae
Product: male-specific lethal 3 homolog
Exons: 14
Coding region: 511-1887 (458 amino acids)
Biological process (GO): chromatin organization; regulation of DNA-templated transcription
Cellular component (GO): MSL complex; nucleus; NuA4 histone acetyltransferase complex
Source: RefSeq, a predicted model, not a curated record
CACAACUUUGAGGUUUUGUAAUGUUACCGGUUUGAUUGUGUGGAGGAGGCUGCUGAAAGGGGAAUUUCACAUGAAAAUGUUUCUGUUGCAGUCAGUUAGCAUUAGAAGCACCUUUAAACAGCAUUAAGGGAGUUAUUAGCCGGGCGGCUUGCCGUGCAAAGCAGAUUAAUGUCAACACACCAACCAACAAGCGCACCACGACAGCACGGCUGCUAACUUUGCACACACAGUUGUGUGGCUAUUUCAGUUUAGUUGUUUGCUGGCUUUUUUUUUAAGCGGGCUAAAAUUGUCCAGCAGACUGGUGGCUAUUCUAUUGUGCUGCCUGACUAGCUGGUCCUUGAUGUCUUGAUAGGUACAGAUGAACAUGGAAGACGAAUCCCGAAGUACCUGAUUCACUUCAAUGGUUGGAACAGAAGCUGGGAUCGUUGGGCCGCAGAGGAUCAUGUCCUAAGGGACACCGAGGAAAACCGUAAAUUACAGCGUAAACUGGCUCGCAAAGCUCUAGGUCGCAUGAAGAGAAAGGGAUGGGUAAAGAGGCGUCGUCGUCAGUCUGGUACUAAAUCUUCUCUGAAGACUCUCCCAAAGGAGGACGACAGCGAUGACGCGUGCUUAAUUUCAACUUCGGAAAGCAGCGACGGGGACGAUUCUGACCCCGAGUCUUCAAAUAGCGGGGACAGCACCUUCUCUGAGGACAUCAACAAAAUGGUAAAAGUUGACAGUAGGGUUGAGGCAGACGUGAAUGUCAAGAGGGAAUGUGAGGAGAAGGUCGUCCAUGUUGACAUCAACAUCCCCGAUAUUCUGAAGAAGAAACUGGAAGAUGACUGCUUCUACAUCAACAAGAGGAAGAAGCUCGUGAUGGUUCCCUGUCAGACAAACGUCGUGCACAUCCUGGAGUCCUACGUCAAGCACUUUGCGAUCAACAAAGCGUUCAUGGCCAAUGAGCGGUAUAGGCGUCAGCAGAGCACCACGCAGAGCGGCAGUCCACAGCCAAUCCCUCCAGAGAAGAGUGAGGAGCUGUGUAAGGAAAUGGUCGACGGCCUGAGGAUUACGUUUGACUUCACCUUACCCAUGAUCCUUCUCUACCCCUGUGAGCAAGCCCAGUUUAAGAAGGUCAGCUCCUCGAGGCUCUUCCUGGCCAUGAAUGAAGGCUCCCCCUGCUCGAGCAACACCCAAAGAGAACGCAGCCCAAGCCCACUGGGGCACAACCCGCCUACCCCUCAGUCCACAGACAGCCAGCCAGCCCUAAGCGACAUCUCUACUACCACCCCCACCACUCCAGCCCCGACCCCAAAGCGCCGGCGCCACCCCGAUAUGGACUGCAUUUCCUACCAGUCGCAGUCGCUGAGGCGCUCUACCAGGAACACGUCCGGAGGCGACCGUCCAGCUGAGGGAAGCAGCGGCGGUGGAGGCAGCGCCACGGCGUCACCGCAGCUCAAACGGCGAGUGGUCGACACCUCAUCGCAGCCCAAGUUCUUCCUUAACCUUGACAAAAAGACUCCAGUGCACAGCGGCUCCUCUUCCCCGUUGCCUUUGACCCCAAGCAAAGAGCGCAGCGGCCCUUUCUACGGCCUGGAGAGCCGCAGAAACAACGAGCUCAAUGAGGUUUUGAGUUGGAAGCUGACUCCUGAUAACUACCCUCUGAAUGACCAGCCUCCUCCGCCAUCAUACCUGUAUGGGUCACAGCACCUUUUGCGACUCUUCGUGAAGCUUCCUGAAAUCCUGGGAAAAAUGCAGCUGCCUGAGAGGAGUCUCCGAGCCCUGAUUAAACAUCUGGAACAGUUCCUCAGGUUUCUGGCCGAGUUCCAUGAGGAUUUUUUUCCAGAGUCCGCAUACGUGUCGGCAUCAGAGGCCCACUACAGCAUGAAACAACCGAGGCCGGUUUACUGAAGGAAACAUGGGCCACCCACCUCUUCCUUUGCUCGUCUCUUCCCUGACCUCUAACCACCCCCCUCAGCUUGUCUAGCGCUGACCUGUCUGAGCUCGUGUUUACUGGACUAAAUGUCAGCUUUCUCUGGAUUUCCGAUUUCUUCGCCUCUGGCCCAACAUUAGCUUUCUUGGAACAUUUGCUUCUACCGUCCCCACUAACCCUCGCCUAUGCUCUGCGUGUGGCAAUGUCACGCGCGCAAGGCCACGCCUGUGCCGCUUUGCUGUGGUUCAUGUCGAGGGCAGCUUUCUGUAACCCUUGGUAAGACUGAAAUCUUAGAAAACUACUAACCAUCAAAGCCUCAUUACGGUGCUCUGCUUGUCUGCCUUCCCGAUGAACCCAUUUGGGAUACUCGCAAGGGCUUUGUAUGCAGAUUUGCUUGUUUUGGGGGUUUUUUGUCUUUAAGCUUAGCCCCGUCCAAGUCAUGGCUUCCUAUUCGUGGCAGCGCUGCCACCAACCUUUUCCCUGAGGCUGCAUUAGGACUCUCUCUCCCUGUCCUCAAUGUUUUCCUGCUUUCACUGAGCUGAUCAAAUUCACCGACUGUUCAAGAACUUUGAUUCAGGACUGAUUUCUUUAGGUUCUUGAACGUUUUAUGGUCUGUUCAGUGUCCUGUGAUCUGCUUUCCUGCUUUGUUUUGCAUGUCUGAUAACUGUCAGUCAUCUGAUUUUAUAGUUUCUUCCCUCCUGUCAGUAAGAAUCAGGCGCAAUUUGUCCUAAAGCUCAUCUUCAGUUAACGGGUAGUCUUAAUGCACAGUUCUUCUAGACCCUGAAGCUUUUUUUGGACCAGUUCAGUUUUGAAUUUUAUGUACAAAUGUACAAUUUUUAAUACAGCAAAAGAAACGAUGUGCUUUACUCGUGAAAUUGUGAACAUGUAAAUAAAUGCAAAACGCCUGUUCAUCAGCAUGUUAUAUUUCUUUGUACACCACUGGUUCACUCCAAUAAUACCUCAGUUUGUUUUUGCUCUCACAUGCUAUGCACAGGAUGUCUGAAUUUUUCUGUUUUAUUUGAACGCUUUUGUUUCCUUCCAGCUCUGUUCAUAGUUCAAAUAAAGACGUUUUCUGAA